Molecule: messenger RNA, 3757 nt
Organism: Balaenoptera ricei (Rice's whale)
Lineage: Eukaryota; Metazoa; Chordata; Mammalia; Artiodactyla; Balaenopteridae
Gene: ATP1B4
Product: ATPase Na+/K+ transporting family member beta 4
Exons: 9
Coding region: 839-1777 (312 amino acids)
Biological process (GO): sodium ion transport; potassium ion transport; regulation of DNA-templated transcription
Cellular component (GO): sodium:potassium-exchanging ATPase complex; nuclear inner membrane
Source: RefSeq, a predicted model, not a curated record
CGCGUCUUUGCCCACUGAACAGCCAUGAGAAGGCAGCUCCGGUCCAGAAGGGCUCCGGCCUUUCCUUACGGUUAUCGCUACAGACUUAGCCACUCGGAGAAGAUUACAGUUUCAGAUCUCAAGUAAUGGCUGCAAUCAGUCAAUCAACAAAUAUGUGCUGAGCAUUUACUACGUGCCCAGAUUUCUGCCUAGGGAAUGGGGUUGGUGGGGGGAAGAUGAAGGAAGUAUCAGUUGCCGUGCCAGCCCUCAGGUGGUCUGUCCAACCUGCUUAAGGCAGGAGGAGGUUCCAUUGUGGGCAACAGUCAGAGAAGCAGCAAGUAACGCCCCCAUACCUUGUUUCUGUUGGGAAGGCAGUCUAAGUUUUGAGGAGGGGUCCAGCAGCUGGCCUCUCCUCCUGAUGUCUGUCCCAGGCUAUUUUUAGACACAACUUAGGAUGGUGAGGUUGAGCAGCUGAAAGUGUACAGGGUGUUAGGACAAAGCUGGCUUAGACUGAGAAUUUGCCAUCACGGACACAAGUGUCUAAAACUACUCCAUCCUCCAGUGUUGAGCUCAGCUCUGCCCUGACAGGCCAGACAAAGUUAAGCGGGAAGCCAAGGCCCCAGGACAGAGUAAUGACAUGAGCAGUCCUAGGGGAAGAGCCCAAAUGCCUGAAGCCGAGAAUAAAACUUGCACCUCUAUGGAAAGAAUAUUGGGUCAAAAUGGGUCAUAGAAAGGAUAUUUCCUGCAAAAGAACAGAGAGAAAGAAAUCUGCCUCUUGUAACAACAGGAUGAUCAGGAUGAAGUGAACCAGAACUACUUAGCAGAUGAAGAGGAAGAAGCAGAAGAAGAGGCUCGGGUGAUGGUGGUACCUGAUUUGGAGGAGGAGGAGGAGGAGGAAGAAGAGGAGGAGAAAGAAGAAGAGGAAAAGGAGGAGGAAGAGAGUCAGACUCAGGAAACAGGCAGUGCCUGGUGGCGGAAAUGGCAGAUCGUGAACGAAUACCUGUGGGAUCCGGAGAAAAGGAUGUCUCUGGCCCGAACAGGUCAGAGUUGGAGCCUGAUCUUAGUCAUUUACUUCUUCUUCUAUGCUUCCCUGGCCGCUGUGAUCACCCUCUGCAUGUACACGCUAUUUCUGACCAUCAGUCCUUACAUGCCGACCUUCACUGAGAGGGUGAAGCCUCCUGGAGUUAUGAUCAGACCCUUCGCCCAUAGCCUUAACUUCAACUUCAACGUUUCUGAACCUGACACUUGGCAGCAUUAUGUGAUUAGUCUAAAUGGCUUUCUCCAGGGUUAUAAUGACAGUCUUCAAGAGGAAAUGAAUGUAGAUUGCCCCCCGGGCCAAUACUUCAUCCAAGAUGGUAAUGAGGAUGAGGACAAGAAGGCCUGCCAAUUUAAGCGCUCCUUCCUGAAGAACUGCUCUGGCCUGGAGGACCCUACUUUUGGCUACUCUACUGGACAGCCCUGCAUCCUUCUAAAGAUGAACCGGAUUGUUGGCUUUCGUCCUGAGCCUGGAGACCCUGUGAAGGUUUCCUGCAAAGUUCAGAGAGGUGAUGAAAACGACAUCCGAUCCAUCAAUUACUACCCAGAGUCGGCUUCUUUUGACCUCCGUUACUACCCUUACUAUGGCAAACUGACUCACGUUAACUACACCUCCCCGCUGGUGGCAAUGCACUUUACAGAUGUAGUGAAGAACCAAGCGGUGCCUGUGCAGUGCCAACUGAAGGGCAAAGGCAUCAUAAAUGAUGUCAUCAAUGAUCGUUUUGUGGGUAGGGUAAUCUUUACUCUGAACAUAGAAACCUAAGAACUUCAGGGGGCCACUCCCACCAGUUCUGUUUCUGUUUUAUUUCAUGUUACCCUGGUAGCACCUGAAUUCUUUUUCUUCAGUUGAGACACAGCCAAGUGGACACCUGAGACAGCAGAUCAUCUUUCCUUGCCUUUGACAUAUGUUCGAAAUGGCAUUGUGGGAGCUAUUUGAUGUUUAAAGGUAGUCUCUCCUGAUGACAAAUAGCUUAUAUUAAUUUCAUUUUCUCCCACUUAAAACUAAAACCCAUUCUUGCUGCUAGAAGUCUCAUUGUAGUGUAACAUAGUAUCUGAUAAAAUUCACAAUAGCCAUGAAGGAGAAUUUCCAUAAUGAUUAUAAAUUCAUCAUGUUUUCUAAAAAUUUGUUGUUUUUAGAGGUGAGAUUCCUCCCAACCAGGCUGAUAACUAACCAUUUUUGUUAACCUGCCUGGCAAGGUCCUUCCCUGAGAAUCACCAACCAGACCAAUCCAGAAUACACCUAGGGGCACCAUACCUAGGGAACUCUAUAUCCAGGGGUGCUUGUGAAACUGGCUGCCUCACAUGGGCAACUAAAUACUGAUUCACAGACUAGGUUAUCUUCAACUGGGACAGAAGUCAGUGAUAACUGGAUAUUGUCCUGGGAUAGACCAGAACAUAGACCUUUCCUAUCACUUUUUUUGGGAGGUGAGGCCCACUGCAACUGGGGAGAACGCCUACCAUGUGGAUGUGACUGGUAUUAGAUUCCUUGCUUUAUGGUGUAAUCAUCCAAAGGCAAAUGUUCCUGCAGAAAGGUUUGUCUCAGCUUCAGACACAGGAAGAAAACAAGGAAGAUCUCCACCAACUAAUUCUUCUUGAGCUCUUUGUUUGACAGUAGUGUGAUGUUCUUUGAGACCAUCAGGGAUAGGUGUGUUGACCGUCCCCACCCACACCUCGCUACAGCGCUGGGGAUUGAAAUCAGGGUCUCCCAACUGAUACGUGGUAAGACAGAAAGCUCCUGCCAGGCCACCCUAAAUUCAAGGCCCAUUAGCCAGCUUUUCAUUUGCUUAAAAAAUGAUAUGAGGCAGAUGUUUCUCCAGGUUGUGGAUCAGCCAGGCUGCUUUGUCUUAUCUUUGGCCAUGUGACCAUUCCACUGCUCCUUAACGCCUCCACCAGGGGGAGGGCUGGGACAAGGAGAAAAAGAAAGCAUCAGAGAAGAGCAUAGUGUCUCAGGGUCCAAAGCAGGGUUAAAUGCCACCUAGAAGUAUCCAGAGUCUGAAUCUCCUCUACAAUGUUUACCUUCUCCCAAAACAGGGAACUGACAGUCUGGUAGUGAAGACAAACAAGUAAAGAAGUAACUACAAUAUAGUGUGACAAGAGUUAUAAUACUAGUAUGUGGAAAUGCUAUGGGAACAUGAGGAAAAGUAAGCUGAGAAAGUAGCAGAGGAAAUUUCACAUGCAAAGUCACAAUCACGAAAGACCAUGGUGUGUUUGGGUAACUGUGAGCAGUUCAUGUAGCUGGAGCGUACAGGGCUCAGAGCAACGGCAGGGAGCAGCAGUGGAUUGGGCUAGAAAUGUAUACAGGUACUGAAAGAAGACUUUGAGUUUUAUCGAGUAGGUGAAAAGGAGUCAUUAAAGCAUUUUAUGCAGGGAAGCUCUGUGAUCAUAUUUACUUUUUAGAAAGAGCACUUUGGCAGCCACAAUGUGAAGGGUGGAUUGGAGAGGGGCGAGACUGGGGAAUGGGCAACGAGGGAGAAGAAGGAGUCAAGAAUGACGCCAAGGUUUUGAGCUUGGCUACAACCAGUGGGAUAGUGAUAUUGUUGAUUAAGACUGGAAAUACACGAAGUGAAGCAGGAUUGGAGAGGAAGAUGUUGAGAUCACUUUUGGACAUUUUAGGCUUUUGAUUUCUAUUGGUCAGACAUUGAUGUGGAGAUGUAAAUAUAAGUGGGGUUGGGAAGAAGGAAAUCUGAGAACAAAAGCAGCAUUCGCUUAAAUGAACUCUCUUAAUAAAGUCUAAGCUAUUUAA